Messenger RNA from Opisthorchis viverrini, 148 nucleotides. RefSeq lists its product as hypothetical. The record is from RefSeq and is a predicted model, not a curated record. Lineage: Eukaryota; Metazoa; Platyhelminthes; Trematoda; Opisthorchiida; Opisthorchiidae. The transcript has a single exon. Gene Ontology annotation, molecular function: aldehyde dehydrogenase (NAD+) activity. The annotation marks the transcript as partial.
AUGGUCAAUCAUGGUCAGUGCUGCGUCGCUGGUACGCGUAUUUUCGUUGAAGCCCCAAUCUAUGAAAAGAUGGUGCACAAACUGAAGGAACUCGCUGAAGCACGGAAGGUCGGUGAUCCCUUUGCCCCCGACACAGUGCAAGGACCAC